AUGCCGAACUUGAAAAAAGUGACAAGCGACGUCGGAGGGGAUGACGUCGUCUACACGCGUUGGUACGGGGGGGGGGAUUUCAGGAAGUGUCGGCUGUUGCGGCGGCAGUCGACAAGGGAGCAACCGAGGAGGGGAGUCGGUCGAAAGGCUCGCAGGAAAUCAAGUGUAACGGACUUAAUUCCCAAACGAUCGACAAGAAGAGGAGGGGCAACAAAAGAGAAGAGCGGACCAAGCUCCCAGGGAAAGGUGGUAAACUAAAGGGAAGGGACUGUGCCAGGCCCAGAGGGGACUUAGCCAAAUCAACCACUCCAAGAGGUCGCCUCAGGGGUAAAAAGGAUUGCUCGCGGGAGCACCGGUAAAAACCCUGAAGCCGCGCCUCGGCUAACAAAAGAUAAAACAAACCGAAAGAAGACUGCGGUCUGGGCGCCUCGAACCCGCGACCACCGAGUGCGCGCCUGCGCGCCUCACGACUACGCCAUCGCACCGACGAUGCUGUGAAACGAGGCAAGCCUCUGGUCAAGUCAACUCUACCCGCACAUAGCCUUGGGGGGCUUCCUUCGAGUACACGCUGUCAUCCUGACACAAGACGGUCGUCCUACCGAUUGGACGUCGCUGGGACCCUGGGGAACGGCCAAUCGUCGUCAAGGCCGCAGGCGAGUCGCUCGAGUGGAUCGGCCUCCCCUUCGACCCCAGCGGCGACACCGAACUCGCCUACGCGAAUCUCAUCGAACGGCUCGAGGCGACGCUGGAAGCGGUUCAGCAUCGCUGGCUCACGCACCACACCCGUGCCUUUUACGUCAAUCGGUACGCCAUUCCCAAGAUCCUGCAUUUCCUUGCAGCCGACAUCCCGCCGCCCGAAGUCGUCAAGAAGCUCGAUGACAUGCUCGUCGAUUUCGUCCGUGGGGGCAAGGGCAGGACCAGCUACGGCAGAGACAUUGUGUUCACCGCCAAGAACAAGGGGGGACUCGGGGUGAUAAGGAUGCGGGACGUUGUGGACGCGGUUGCGGCACGGCUCUGGGACGUUCUUCUCGGCGGUUCCGGCGCGAUUUGGCAAGGACUUGCGCGCGCAGCACUCCAGCGAGCUCAGCCCGACCUCGACCUGGCCACCGAUCUCUGGCCACAUCCAUCCACUCCCAUCCCCAACGACCUUCAUCCCCGAUGGCACGCCGCACUGGGCGUUCCGAAACUUCACGACGUGCAGGUCAACCCGAGGGCCUUGACCACCGCGAACCUGCUCGCGCUGCCCACCCUGCUCGGCAGCCUCCACACCCCCAUCAGAGGGAGACAGACCAUCGACGCGGUUCAUGUACCUGACUACCUUCGUCUCCAGGGCUACCCGAAGGUGGCGGAUCUCUAUCGGCGCGAGUUGUAUGCGGGUGGGGGGUUUCACCUCUGGACGCCGCCGGCGGAUGUGCUCGGCGACAACAGCGAGUACGAUCGACGCGGGCUCCCGCAGCGACUGGCAAUCGCGGCCUGGUACCGGUUCACUGUCGAUCGACACAAGAACACCCCCUUGGCGGCGGCGGUGGCGGCGGGACGACUCAACGUGCCUCCCCGGAUCGGCACCAGCGCACCACUCGAGGCGAUCAUCCCCAAGCCCGUGGCCCGCUUCGCAAUGGAGCAGCGCCUUCCGGACCCGGUGCUUCCACAACAGGCGAGCCAGUAUACGCUGCUGAACAUGGCUCGCCCCUACACAGUCCGUCGCAUCCGCCGGGUCCUGAACGCGAAGGCAUUUACCAACAUGCUCGGGCUCAAGGGACCACCGCAGCCGGACGACCUCAGGAGCUUCUGGAAGGCAGUCAACUCGAAGGCACUGACAGCGAGGGAGAGGGAAGUUUGGUUCAAGCUGAUCCUCCGCUUCACCCCGACGCGCAAGCUCCAGCACGAGCAAAAGCAUGUCACUUCUCCCGCGUGCCUCGUGUGCGAAGCGCCGGUGGACGACACCGAUCACUACUUCUUCGGCUGCGUCGACUCGCGGAACGUCUGGACCGCGGCAAGGGGCGUGCUCUGCGACGCGCUCGGAUGCGACACGAUCGAGGACGCCGAGUACACGACACUACAACGACUCUUUGGCCUCCCCAAGCUCAAGGCCAAGCUCAGCGAACAGGAAGGCGCAGGCAGGACGAUCGAGAUCUUCACGGGGAUGGUCUUGGAGAUGAUCAGCAGUGGGAGAUGGAGGAUGCAGAAGCACGGGACGAGGAUGGAAAGCCUGGAGCGGAGGAGGGUGGUACUGGAGGAGAGGAGCAAGAGGCGGGCAAGGGCAGUAGAGGCUGGGUUCGAUUUCCCCCCACCCCACUCCAUACACACACACACCUCACAUGACACAUCCUCAUACAAAAACUGUAUACUAAAUAUCUUUUCUUCAUCUUUCUUUUAUUACAGGUCUGCCUCCGUUGCUCAUGGACCGGCUUGCGUUUUGGGAUUGACUCGACGGUGGCUCGCGCUCUCUGGCUUCGGGGUUCUGAGUUUAAGGGAGGGAUCAGCAGACACAGGCAGAAAGUCGGCUUUGAGGGGCCAGGGACUGCUGAGGUGGAGGUUUUGA
Messenger RNA from Microbotryum saponariae, 2542 nucleotides. Lineage: Eukaryota; Fungi; Basidiomycota; Microbotryomycetes; Microbotryales; Microbotryaceae. The record is from the annotation of a GenBank genome assembly.